AUGCUGCUGAAGCCCUUGUUCGCCAUCAGCACCUGCUCUUCAUCGUCAGUCGACGCCACCACUACCAUCAUCUGCCACCCUUCCAUCGCGCAUUUCGGCGUUUCCGACAUCGACGUCGACACCAGUGCUCGCGUGCACUCCCACUCGGCACUUGUUCAUCCUUGGCCUGCCCUGCUGCGCUUCUUCUCAUCCGCCACUGCACGCACAUCCAGCCGCAAAAGUGUCGGCACGACUGGCCUGCCCUACAUCGCGCUUCAUCGCCCGGCGGCCGCUCCAGCAGCUAGCAUAGCCUAG
Messenger RNA from Moesziomyces aphidis, 294 nucleotides. The record is from the annotation of a GenBank genome assembly. Lineage: Eukaryota; Fungi; Basidiomycota; Ustilaginomycetes; Ustilaginales; Ustilaginaceae.